AUGGGCGCGCUCCGGGCCGGUGCCCUCGCCUUCCUCCUCCUCCUCCUCCUCGGCUGCCUCCUGCCCCGGCGCGGCCCGCUCAGGCUGGUCUCAGGGCGGGAGGAGAUUAAAGCUGCUUCCCGAAGCUCACCCCAGCCCAUGUCACCUUCUGAUUUCCUGGACAAGCUCAUGGGACGAACCUCGGGCUAUGAUGCCCGAAUUCGACCCAACUUCAAAGGUCCACCCGUCAACGUGACCUGCAACAUCUUCAUCAACAGCUUCGGCUCCGUCACCGAGACCACCAUGGACUACCGUGUGAACGUGUUCCUGCGGCAGCAGUGGAACGACCCCCGCCUGGCGUACCGGGAGUACCCCGACGACUCCCUCGACCUCGACCCCUCCAUGCUCGACUCCAUCUGGAAGCCAGACUUGUUCUUUGCCAACGAGAAAGGGGCCAAUUUCCACGAGGUCACCACUGACAACAAGCUCCUGCGCAUCUUCAAGAAUGGCAACGUGCUCUACAGCAUUAGGCUGACACUGAUCCUGUCCUGCCCCAUGGACCUCAAGAACUUCCCCAUGGACAUCCAGACAUGCACCAUGCAGCUGGAGAGUUUUGGCUACACUAUGAACGACCUCAUCUUCGAGUGGCUGGAGGAGCAGGAGGCCGUGCAGGUGGCCGAGGGCUUGACACUCCCACAGUUCAUCCUCAGGGAUGAGAAGGACCUGGGCUAUUGCACCAAGUACUACAACACAGGCAAGUUCACCUGCAUCGAGGUGAAGUUCCACCUGGAGAGGCAGAUGGGUUACUACCUGAUCCAGAUGUACAUCCCCAGCCUCCUCAUCGUCAUCCUCUCCUGGGUCUCCUUCUGGAUCAACAUGGAUGCGGCACCCGCCCGGGUGGGCCUGGGCAUCACCACGGUGCUCACCAUGACCACGCAGAGCGCCGGCUCCCGCGCCUCCCUGCCCAAGGUGUCCUACGUGAAGGCCAUUGACAUCUGGAUGGCCGUGUGCCUGCUCUUUGUCUUUGCUGCCCUGCUGGAGUACGCAGCCGUCAACUUYGUCUCCCGCCAGCACAAGGAGCUCAUGCGCCUGCGCCGCCGCCAGCGACGGCAGAGGAUGGGCCUGAGCAGCGGCACGGCCAGCCUGGAGUCCCUGCGGCAGCUGAGCAGCCGGCACAGCAGCGAGCACACCUACGCGACGCUCUCGCAGCUCUCCAGCUCCCGGGAGGAAGAGCUCAGCCGCGACAGCCGCUUCUACCUGCGAGGCUACGGGCUGGGCCAGUGCCUGCAGCCCAAGGACGGGGCUGGCGAGGGUCCCGGCGUGUACAGCCCCCCGGCMGCCAGCGCGGUGCUGCGGGAAGGGGAGAGCCUCCGCCGGCGCUACCUCGACCGCGCCAAGCGCAUCGACACCAUCUCCAGAGCCGUCUUCCCCUUCACCUUCCUGGUCUUCAACGUCUUCUACUGGGUYGUUUACAAAGUGCUGCGCUCAGAGGACAUCCACUUGGUGCCCUAGGCUGGAAAAGGACAGCUGCCGCUCGGUGUGACCCUCCCAGUGUGCCCGGGUGCCACAAGCUCAGCCAGAACUGCAUUUCCCUCUGUCCCGGAGCGCUGGCACAGCUGGGAUGGGGCUCAGAGCCCGGACAUGUGGCAGCCGCCGUGCCCCACUGGAUCUCAGGGCACAGAGUGGGGGGAUCAACAACCACGGGUCCCCAUGGUCAGCUGGAGAGAGGGACCCCUCCUGCCUCCUGCAUGGYGUCACCCCCAGGUACCCCGGGAUGCUGCGCUGGUGGGGCACAGGGAAACAAACAACUGCUGCCCAGGAAUGCUGUGCUGCUGGGGGAAGUCUCGGGUAUCCAGGGGCACAGGACAGCUCCAGGGACUUUGGCACAGCCGGUGGCCAGAGAACAUCACCUGCCAGAAAAAUAUCCUCCACCUCUCCACACCUGCCAUGUGAGGCUGCUGCUUCUCCAGCAGCACUGAGCUGUGGGCCCCGAGCAGCCGGGGCAGAGGCUGCAGCCCUCUCUCCUCUGGCCCGGAGCCUGGCUGCAGGAAAGAGCAGGCAGCAGCCCUGCCGGCAGCUGGGCUGUACGGGGUGCUGCCUAUGGCCCCAUAGCCCCCUGCCCAGCCCUGGACAGGGCCCCUCCAGCCUCCAGCCAGCUCCCAGGCACAGCAGAGCAGCAGGGYGGGGAGGCUUCCCUCCCUGCCGAGCUCGGAACUGCCCGUGGUGCCCACAGCUGCGGGCAGAACUGGGGCAGGGACACUGGGCAGGAGGCUCUGUUUGCUCCAAGGAAACGCCAGCCCCCAGGCAGGCAGCAGGCAAGCUCAGGCCCACUGGAGGGGCACAGAUGGCCACUGCARUUGCAGAUGGGAGUCACUUGGCACUGGGGAGAUGGCACCGCAUUGUCCGCAGGGCAGGGCCCGCAGCCCAUCGUCCAAGGGAGAUGUUUCAGGAUGAAAGCAGCGGGGAAAGCUUGGCCAAUCCUUUUGGAGGAGCAGAGUGAGUGGUGGCAUCCCCAUUCUGCUGCAUUCCUGCAGCACCACGGUGCCAGGAGAGAGAUGGAGGUGGAAACUGCCCCAUUCCCCAGCCCAGCACCCGGGUGCAGCAUCCCUGGGCAGGUUCAUCCCUAAUACUCCUCCACUGGAGAGGAGAGCAGCUGGAACCUCACCAGUGCAAGCUCAGCAAGGCUCCCUGCCCUCCAGACCUGGAUACCCUCCAUGCUUUGCGGGAAAUAAAAGCAGCAGGUGAUGUUUGAGUCCUACAGAGAGGAGUGUGUUGAUGCUCUCCUUUCCCUCAUCCCACAGUCACCCUGGAGGAGG
Messenger RNA from Malurus melanocephalus (red-backed fairy wren), 2795 nucleotides. RefSeq names its product glycine receptor subunit alpha-4. Lineage: Eukaryota; Metazoa; Chordata; Aves; Passeriformes; Maluridae. Gene Ontology annotation, cellular component: neuron projection; plasma membrane; synapse. Bases 1 to 1491 code for a protein of 496 amino acids. Gene Ontology annotation, molecular function: transmitter-gated monoatomic ion channel activity; transmembrane signaling receptor activity; glycine binding. Gene Ontology annotation, biological process: nervous system process; signal transduction; chemical synaptic transmission. The record is from RefSeq and is a predicted model, not a curated record. The transcript has 10 exons.